CUUGGAUCAGAUCUUCCAAGCCCCAAACGAUGGCAUAUAUAACGCCCCAGCAAGCAUAUUAUACCAUUUAAUCGACCGAGCUCGAUCUGUUUGCCUCUUUACAACCGUAACACCCCUCAAACUCCGGGCAAAAACAGACACAACACACUGAUCCGUCAGCUUUGCAUUACCCGUGAUCCGGUCCUCUACGUUUUUAUUUCCUUCGUCCAUUGCUAAACUCAGGAAUUCCUGCUCUUGGUGGUUUAAUCCAACGUCCUCGAUUGACUGCUCUAACUUGUUGGACUUUCUAUUGCAUUUUAGGUACAUAUAUUCCGUUGGAAAGCCCGUCUGAAACACUGGUAUUCGUUCUGGAUCUUUCAUCACCGUUUACCUAACGUCAUUCCUGCUUUCCCACCAUCCAACAUAUUUUGCAUCCUUUACCAUUCUCCAUACAAUGCCCACCGACAAGCUACUCCUGAGUGAACACCUCCAGGCGGUUUCCCGCGAGUUUCACAACGUGCAACGCUGGGAACGGAAUAAUCUGUUGCAGAACAUUUCCACCCUCAGCUUGGUCGAAGACGCCGAGGCGUACUUGGAAGAAGCCCUACGGACCCCCAAAAUUGUUUCAAAGGGUGCGCAGCUGAGCUCCACCCUCUAUAUCAAGGCGUUUUUGAUUGUUGCGUAUAUGGUGCCCCAAAAGGUUAUUCUGAGACACAAUGUCCCAGCCUUAGAAGCGUUUGCACGGUUCCACCAGAACAACCCUGAAGAUUACUACCUUGUAGGCCAAGUGCUAUCGCUUUUGAAGAGCGCCCCGCAGUUUCAUGAUCUCAGGGGCCACAUCUUCUACUACUUGGUGGACUACAAAAAAGUCUUUGAGGGCAAAUUCGACUUGUUUAGCACGCUCCGGACAUUUGUUGAGGAUUUCUACACGUCCAUGGGCCAAGGCGACGAUGCUCAGAUGGUUAAGUCAGAUACGCUCCACAAGAGUCCCGUGAUGGCUAAUUUUAGCCAAUGGUCGAAAGAUGACCAUCCCAACACUGAAGAAACCAACGACACCGUUGCCUAUACCGCCGCACAAAAUUGGCGUAUACCUGAAACAGAGGAUCAAUUACAAGCCGAUGAUGUCUCAAGCUAUGCGAACAACCUAGAAGGGUACAAUGAAGGUGCUUAUGUGGCAGCUCCCCCGCGGCAUUUUCCACGCCAGUCUUCAGAGGAGUUUCAGUCAGAUACCGCUCCACCUCAUUCCGAAGAUGAUCCUGACGCACGGCUGUACCAACAGCCUGAAACCCCAUACACCAACGAAAAUUCCCAGCCUAGUUCCGCUUCUUCUGAAAGCUACAUCUGGGUUGCGCCCACGCACUUCAAAUCUUCUGAACAGUUGCGAUGCAUUAUUGAACAAGAUAAUGACCUGGAUAAGCCCGCCACUCAUAAAGUGGUUGAUGUUGGAGCUCAGUUUGACCGGCUAGAAUUGACGGACCCUGUCACACGUGGUACUCAGGAGGCCACUGAUUUGACGAACGAAGAUGAGGAUGAUACUAACGAUCGGAACAUGGUCCGCCUCGAUAAUUCUGACACAUUCUCGGCAGUCCCUGAUUCAUCAGAUAGAUAUGCCAAGGCAACAGAUGAAAGAGGUUACUUUCUGAGUCACCAGCCGGAAGGGUAUGCUAUCGGCUCCAAGAGUGAAACUAACUUUCAUCACCGCGACAUUUCCGAGGAGCGAGGAAGCCAGCCUGAGAUUUCUCCUCCGCCAGACUUCCCGCCUAUCGAUUGCAAGACCCUUUCUCUUUUUAUCCUAUCCUACGACCGGAAACUUCUCAUUAUCGAUAUCCGACCACAACCAGUUUUUUCCCACAACAACACUUCCCAUAUUGUCCGGGCAACCCACGUUAUCAACAUAGACCCAAAUUUGAUCCGUCUCGCAGGAACUGAUGCUGAACUAGAGGUGCUCUUGCAGCGCAACUGCGUGGAUCUGCUCCACUCCCAGUACUUUAGCAACCGCAGCUUGUUUGACCGCCUUAUGGUUUACGACGAGGGACGGAACGAUGUAAGCAGUAUUGCUACGAUAGCAAAGUUCUGGAACUUGAUGAAGCCUGGUAACCAAACUAAGCCGUUGAAACACUCGCCGCGGCUCUUGACUGGUGGGUACCAAGCGUGGAUGGCGUUUUGUGCCAAAAGCCAAACUCCAGCCGCUCAGGUGUACGGCCCUAGAUCCCAACCGGUAUCGGUCGAUUCUGGAGCUCAACCCCAACCAGUCGAUCAAAGGUUUCAACUGUAUGGCCCCAGAUUUCAGGGACAACCACCAUACUCUUCCCUGAGCUCCCAAACUCACUUACAGACGCAACCCUCGAAUUCUCCAGCCAUGCCUCGAGCGAAUCCUGUCCAGUACCAACCGGUUUAUGAUAGAGCUUCAUUACCCACGCCAUACGCUCCAGUUCCUUAUCCCUCCCCUCCGUACCCAAUCUACAACACGUAUAUUCCCUCGCAGUCUCCGCCGCCCAUGGCCCCUUACAUGCCCUUAUUCCUGUCUCCAGGCCUAGUUCCAGGGGUACAUACCUACAUCCAAGCGGAACCACAGGCUGUGCAGGUGGCAUAUCAACGAAAUGCAUCACAAGUUGCACCACAGCCUUACCAGCUGGUGCCCCAACGGGGUACCCAGGAACGCCAGAUGCACCCGUCCCAGAAGACGCGUCCCGUAUCAGGGCCACCGCCACAACAGCGCCCGCCACAGGUGAAUACCCCCUAUGUCAGCAUGUGUAUCUGUGGAAUCCGAAACUAUGGUUGCACUUGUUACAUCAACAGCAUGCUUCAAUGCUUGUUUGCGCUGACGGCCUUCUCGUCUCUUUUUGAGGACUCGCAGUAUAAGUCGUUCUUAAAGAGCCAGCAGUACAAGGAGACGCUUUCCCACGCAUUCUUUAACCUCAUGCGCAGCAUUCACGACCAUGGGGGCUGCUCCAUCGCACCGUCGAGGUUCCUCAGGGUCUGCGCCGCGGCCAGAAGAGACUUUAAUAUUCCGUAUGAACAGCAGGACACCCAGGAGUUUCUCAUGUUCUUAUUAGAUACACUCCACGGUGAGCUCUCUGGGAACAACGAAGCUGUCUCUCAAAUAGCCCCAGACAGAGCUGUGUGGGUCAAGCCCUCUUCAGACCAGGCCAUCGCAAACAUAGAGACUUCCCAGAAGGCUUACGCCAAGUUUCAGACGGAGCUCACGUCCCUGGGUCUUUCUCCCGUCUCUGCAUUGUUCCAGGGCCAGAUCGAAAGCAAGUUGAAAUGCAACAAGUGCGGCUUUGAAUCUCCAACUUUCAACGUAUUCAAUACGUUGACGCUUCCUAUCCCAAAGAACCACUCCAAGAAGGUUAGGUUAGAAGACUGUCUUGAUUUGUACUCGCGGGAUGAGCUUAUGGAGGGCGACAACGCGUGGUCGUGUCCGAAAUGUCAUGACCCGAACGAAGAAGCAAAGGCAAAGCGUGCGAGUGGGUUCCGAUUCGCCCGCAAGAAGCUGGUCAAACACCAUAAGAUCACCUCUGUCAAAUCGCUAUCCUUCCUCUCUUUGCCAAGGUAUCUCGUCGUGCACUUGUCACGAUUUGAGUCUGGGAGCAGCAACGUGGAUAAAUUGAACACCGUUGUGAGCUACCCCCUUGUAUUGCAGAUGAAGGUGGGGGCCGGAAGCACCCAGCGAAUCGAAACCUACAAAUUGUACGCGUUGGUAAAUCACUAUGGGAGCUUGAAGUCAGGACAUUACACGUCUUUGAUCAACAAGCUGUCCAGUCAUGACUUGCACAAUCCAUACUGGUGUUACUUCGACGACGAGAAUGUCAAGGUUGGAGUGAUUCAUGGGGACGCUCGGAACGGAGCCAUGUCUGUGAAAAGCGCGGACGUCUAUGUGUUGUUUUACGAGAAAGUUGACGAGGGGUGAUGGCUGUUCUGAUUGGUGUUAUGUUGCAGUGUCUAGUUUCUCUUUUAUGCAUAUUUCUAAACCAUUCUAUUUUGAUUUUUGGUAGAGAUGAAUACGAGUUAGUGUUACUGUUUAGGGUGUUGGGAAUUUCUCAUGAAAUGACUUCGGGUAUAA
This is a messenger RNA of Babjeviella inositovora NRRL Y-12698, 4045 nucleotides long. RefSeq names its product ubiquitin-specific protease. Lineage: Eukaryota; Fungi; Ascomycota; Pichiomycetes; Serinales. Gene Ontology annotation, molecular function: cysteine-type deubiquitinase activity. The transcript has a single exon. The record is from RefSeq and is a predicted model, not a curated record. Gene Ontology annotation, biological process: protein deubiquitination. The coding region runs from base 434 to 3892 and encodes 1152 amino acids.